Molecule: messenger RNA, 574 nt
Organism: Glycine soja
Lineage: Eukaryota; Viridiplantae; Streptophyta; Magnoliopsida; Fabales; Fabaceae
Product: dCTP pyrophosphatase 1-like
Exons: 2
Coding region: 4-435 (143 amino acids)
Biological process (GO): nucleoside triphosphate catabolic process
Molecular function (GO): nucleoside triphosphate diphosphatase activity
Source: RefSeq, a predicted model, not a curated record
UGGAUGAAGCAUGAGUUAGAGAUAAAAACCAGAAAAGGAGAUAUGGAUUGCUCUUAUGGUUUUCCCAUAACACGUCCAAGAGAUGUUUCUCUUCAGGAACUAAGCAAGAGGCUGGCCGAGUUUGCUGAAGUGAGAGGAUGGGAUCAACAUCACAGUCCUAGAAAUCUUCUCUUAGCACUUGUUGGAGAGGUGGGAGAGCUGUCUGAGAUAUUCCAAUGGAAAGGAGAAGUUGCAAAAGGAUUACCCAAUUGGAGUUCUGAUGACAAGGAAAGGUUAGAGGAAGAACUUUCAGAUGUUUUGUUGUAUUUGGUGCGUCUUGCUGAUGUGUGUGGCCUAGAUCUUGGACAAGCAGCUCUAACAAAAUUGGUCAAGAAUGCUCAGAAAUACCCUGUUGUUGUUACUAACAACACACCCUCUUCAACAACCAUGAAUUGAAUAAUUUCCACCUGCAUGCUUUUCUUUCCCCUUGUGCUAGUGUCAGUGCUGCUUAAAAAAUGCAUGUGAGACUGUUGCAUUUCAUAAAUGUUACUUAUACUUCACGUGUUAUAUAUAUACCACACUUUUUAUGAUAUAA